Messenger RNA from Rhizoctonia solani, 975 nucleotides. RefSeq names its product alpha-1,2-glucosyltransferase. The transcript has 6 exons. The coding region runs from base 1 to 975 and encodes 324 amino acids. NCBI's taxonomy places the organism in Eukaryota, Fungi, Basidiomycota, Agaricomycetes, Cantharellales, Ceratobasidiaceae. Gene Ontology annotation, molecular function: dolichyl pyrophosphate Glc2Man9GlcNAc2 alpha-1,2-glucosyltransferase activity. Gene Ontology annotation, biological process: protein N-linked glycosylation; dolichol-linked oligosaccharide biosynthetic process. Gene Ontology annotation, cellular component: endoplasmic reticulum. The record is from RefSeq and is a predicted model, not a curated record.
AUGAGUAUUCAUCAAAACUCGCUUGCUUAUGCAGCAUAUGCAGUGUUUAAUGUUAUGGUCGCAAAAGAAGUGAAUGAUUUAGUUCAGGAGCCUUACAUGGACGAGCCCUUCCAUAUACCGCAGGCUCAGGCGUAUUGCAGAGGUGAGUGGGACUAUUGGGACCCCAAACUAACAACCCCGCCUGGCCUAUAUGUUCUUUCUGUGAUCCUCAAGAGGAUAUUCUUGUUCAAGUGCACAGUCCCUGUCCUGAGAAUGAACAGCUUGCUCCUGAACCUAAUGCUGCCACCGCUUAUCUCUCAUUGUCUGGCACUCUACCGUUCCGACCGACCGCCCCGAUCACUACUACAGCCAAGUAUUGAAUCAAUCACAAUCUCCGCGUUCCCCAUUGCUUGGUUCUUCUCUUUCCUCUACUACACGGAACUUGGUAGUGUCUUUUUUGUAUUGGCAACAAUGCUGACCGCCGGAAGAGGUGCUCACGGCUGGGCAUCGCUGAUGGGCGCCAUCAGUUGCACUUUCCGUCAGACUAAUAUAGUUUGGGUCGCAUAUGCCGCCGCCUUUGGUAUUCUUCAAGAAAUGAGGCGAAAACGCAUACGUUCGCAAGUAUCGAAACAUUCUACCGGGCCCACUCUCUACGACCCGAUGGCGCUUGAUGCCUCGUUGUCCGAUAUACCCAAAAUCCUGUCUAGUAUUCCUGCAAUAUUACCUUGGCUCGUGAAGACUGCCUGGCCUUACGUUGUGCCCGUCGUAGGCUUUGCUUCCUUUGUUUUCUGGAAUGGAGGAAUUGUUCUAGGGGAUAAAUCAAAUCACGUACCUACCCUUCAUAUACCCCAAUUAUUCUAUUUCGUAGCAUUCGCCUCCCUGUUUGGGCUCCCUGUACUAGCAUCAACGGAGACCGGAAUUAUAUCUCUUGCCGGAGAUGUUACGCGACGUAUGAUCGGAGGACCAAGGUCACAGGAACCCAAUUCAACGUUUUAG